This is a messenger RNA of Orcinus orca (killer whale), 2902 nucleotides long. RefSeq names its product mucolipin TRP cation channel 2 (gene MCOLN2). The transcript is spliced from 16 exons. The record is from RefSeq and is a predicted model, not a curated record. Gene Ontology annotation, molecular function: NAADP-sensitive calcium-release channel activity. Bases 487 to 2103 code for a protein of 538 amino acids. Lineage: Eukaryota; Metazoa; Chordata; Mammalia; Artiodactyla; Delphinidae. Gene Ontology annotation, cellular component: plasma membrane; lysosomal membrane.
AGGGGGGCCCGCCUAGGAGGGAUCCGACUUCAGGGGAGGCGUUCCCGGCAAGGCUGAAACGCGUGCAGUGAACGGUUUCUCCUGCUCCGAAUCCCGAGAGCCGUGGAAAGUUUUGAAGGCGCAGGCCUGGCCCGGCAGCCCCGUCCUUUUCCCCAGGCCAGGAAGCAGAGGAAAGACCAGACUUUUGACAGACCAAUUUUGAAUUAGAAGACAAAACUUUGGUGCAGCUUUUUUGGACAACUGGAUACCUGUGAAUGUCACCUCAAAAUGACUGGAUGUGGGAUGUGGACUUCACACUUCAGGACCCGCUCACCAUCUCUGUGUCCCAGACGUGGGAUGUGGACUUCACACUUCAGGACCUGCUCACCAUCUCUGUGAUGCACUAACCACACAGCACAAGUUUGGGGGAAUCUGGUAGCUUCUUCCUGUUGAGUCAACAUUCUCAAGAUUUUAGCUCAUCUUCCUCUAAAUACUUUAAGAGAUGCAAUGGCUCAUCUUGAUUCUGAGGUGACAGAAGAAUGUCUGAGAGAAGACCUAAAGUUUUACUUCAUGAACCCUUGUGAAAAAUUCCGAGCCAGACAACAGAUUCCGUGGAAAAUGGGUUUGCAGAUUUUGAAGAUAGUCAUGGUCACCACACAGCUUGUUCGUUUUGGUUUAAGUAACCAGCUGGUGGUUGCUUUCAAAGAAGAAAACACUGUUGCUUUUAAGCACUUGUUUUUGAAAGGAUAUUCCGGUGUAGAUGAAGAUGAAUACAGUUGCAGUGUAUAUACUCAAGAGGACACCUAUGAGAGCAUCUUUUUUGCUAUUAGUCAGUUUCAUCGGCUAAGGAAUUUAUCUCUGGGGACCCUUGGUUAUGGAAAAAAUGAAGACAACAGAAUUGGAUUAAAAGUCUGUAAGCAGCAUUACAAGAAAGGGACCAUGUUUCCUUCUAAUGAGACGCUAAAUAUUGACAGCGACAUAGAAAUAGACUGCAUUCACCUAGACCUCCAGACCCUCUCCAAGAACCCUCAGGACUGGAAGAACUCAUCAUUCUUCAGACUGGCAUUUUAUCGCCUCUUGCAAGUUGAAAUCUCCUUUCAUCUCAAAGGCAUUGACCUGCAGACGAUUCAUUCCCGAGAGCUACCAGACUGUUACAUCUUUCAGAAUACGAUUAUCUUUGACAAUAAAGCUCACAGUGGCAAAAUCAAAAUCUACUUUGACAGUGACGCUAACAUCGAGGAAUGUAAAGACUUGAACAUCUCCGGAUCUAUUCAGAAAAAUACUCAGUAUGUCCUGGUGUUCGAUGCAUUUGUCAUCGUGAUUUGCUUGGCAUCUCUUAUUCUGUGCACAAGAUCCAUUGUUCUGGGUCUAAGGUUACGAAAGAGAUUCUUAAAUUUCUUCCUGGAGAAGUACAAGCGAUGUGUGUGUAACGCCGACCAAUGGGAGUUCAUCAACAGAUGGUAUAUCCUGGUGAUUGUCAGCGACCUAAUGUCGAUAAUCGGAUCCAUAUUAAAAAUGGAAAUUAAAGCCAAGAAUCUCACAAAUUACGAUCUGUGCAGCAUUUUGCUUGGAACAUCUACGCUCUUUGUCUGGGUUGGCGUCAUCAGAUACUUGGGUUACUUCCAAGCAUAUAAUGUGCUCAUUUUAACAAUGCAAGCCUCACUGCCAAAAGUUCUUCGCUUCUGCGCAUGUGCCGGUAUGAUCUAUCUGGGUUACACCUUCUGCGGCUGGAUUGUCUUAGGACCAUAUCAUGACAAGUUUGAAAAUCUGAACACAGUUGCUGAGUGUUUGUUUUCUCUGGUCAACGGUGAUGACAUGUAUGCGACCUUUGCUCACAUCCAGCAGAAGAGCCUCUUGGUGUGGCUGUUCAGUCGCCUGUAUUUAUAUUCCUUCAUCAGUCUUUUCAUAUAUAUGAUUCUCAGCCUUUUCAUUGCAAUUAUUACAGAUUCUUAUGACACCAUUAAGAAAUACCAACAGAAUGGGUUUCCUGCCACGGAUCUUCAGGAAUUCCUGAAGGAGUGUGGUAGCAAAGAGAAGUGUCAGAAAGAGUCAUCAGCCUUCCUGUCCUGCAUCUGCUGUCUGAGGAGGAAUGGAAGCGAUGACCACUUGAUGCUUAUUAACUAAAAUCCUCCUGCUGAAGAUAAUCGGGUUUCAGGUCUCUGUAUCAAGUGACAAUGAAGAGGGCCCCCAAAUGGCUUGGACCAGCACUUCCAAAAAUACUGAUUGUGGAGUGGGAAAGAGGACUGGCUCUGAGCUGUCUGAAUAGAACUGAAGUUUCAAAAUUCCUUUUUAUAAACUUGGAUGAUGAAGACUAGACCACAGUCAAUUCCUGGGCAUUGGUGUAAUAGAGCAGUGCUGGUGAAAUUCUGUAUUAGUCUUUUAAUUUAUGACAUCACAAUGUUGGGAUGGAAAAAAAUCACAUUUCAGAGUGUGCAAAACAAUGGUGUUUAAAGCCAUGCAUUUGAAGAUAUGAGUUUAUCAUCAAAUACGGGUUUGUCUUAAAAGUGAUUCUUGGGUUAGAAGACAUUUGUUAAUUCAUGGUCUGCACAAAACUGAAAUUGGUUGCAAUAACAAUUUAGGCACUCAAAGCUGGAGAACUGUUAAGCUUUGUAAAGAUUACACUUAAAUCAACAAAAAGACCUCUUGCAGUGGACAUUUCUUGGCUUAUUUUCCUGUGGUCCUCUUCUCAGCAUGAUAUGAAACUGUCGGCAAAGUCAGUGGGAUAAACUGGAAACAGUCAUUUGGACACCUUGUUACUACUUGUGCUAAUUGUCGAUUGUACACACAUGACAUGUGGACAUUAUACUACAGCAGUGGUCACUCAUUUUAACAACCAAACUCCACCGUGGUGGGGAUUUACCCUUGUCAAGCAAGGAAGAUGGUAUUUUUUCCCAAAUAAAUUAAAUUAACUUUUAUCAUAACA